Messenger RNA from Phytophthora sojae, 954 nucleotides. RefSeq lists its product as hypothetical. The record is from RefSeq and is a predicted model, not a curated record. NCBI's taxonomy places the organism in Eukaryota, Oomycota, Peronosporomycetes, Peronosporales, Peronosporaceae. The transcript has 2 exons. The coding region runs from base 1 to 954 and encodes 317 amino acids.
AUGCCGUCGUCGGCGGAGGCGGUGAAGGCUGUGAAGCCACGCUCGAAGCUGCAGUGGCUUAAACGCCUCACAGCCGAUCUGGACGACGAUGAAGACUCGUCCGACACAACUCCCCAGCCCACUCCACAGAAGCCGCCAAGGACGCAGGAAAAGAAUCCUCCGCUAAAGGAGCCGGGCUUAGAGGACGAGAAGACACUCCGAGUGGAGCCACCUCAGCUGCCACGGAAGGUGGUGGAGGAGGAGAAGGGCACGGUGAGAAGAGGACUACAACGCAAGCUCGCCGAGAAGAAGGCAAAGCAGAAGCGUCGCCGAGGAGAGGAGGAAGAGGAGGACAACGCUGAGGACCUGGUCAAACUCCCUCACACGAAAGUCAAGGGCGUCAAGCGACGGCGUGUCACCGUGGCGGGCCCUUCACGGGGUGCUGGUGCUGCGAGAAAAAGGAAUGGCGUUUCUGCGGUGGUUAGUAAAGAUGCAGGCGAGGACAAGAAGCGACAGCGUGGACGACGGCGACUAGACGAGGAGGUGGAGAGCGAGAAGAUGGUGGCCGAGAAGAGGAAGGACGAGGAGGUGGUGGAUGAGAAGGACGAAAAGGUGAAGAUUGACAAAUUUGCGAUCGAGAAGCUGAAAGACGAAGAGGUGAAGGACGAGAAGCUGGACGACGAGAGGCUGGGCGUCGAAAAGCUGGAGGUCUUUCAGGUGAAGAAUGAGGAGGCUGUGAAUGGAAAGCUGAAGGACGAUAAGAUGAAAGAGGAGAAGGCUGUGAACGAGAAGCUGAAGGACGAAGACGUGGAGGAAGAGAAGGUGGUCGACGAGAAGCUGAAGGACUUAAAGAUGGCGGUGGACGAGAAGUCGAAUAACGAGAAGGUGACGCACGACGUGACGGACGAACAGCUGAAGGAUGAGAACGAGGCCAGGGAAGAGAAUCAUGAUGAAGCUGUAGGCGCUGCCGGCUGA